This is a messenger RNA of Brassica oleracea var. oleracea, 4200 nucleotides long. RefSeq names its product protein DA1-related 4-like. Bases 43 to 4113 code for a protein of 1356 amino acids. The record is from RefSeq and is a predicted model, not a curated record. Gene Ontology annotation, molecular function: protein kinase activity; ADP binding; ATP binding. The transcript is spliced from 10 exons. NCBI's taxonomy places the organism in Eukaryota, Viridiplantae, Streptophyta, Magnoliopsida, Brassicales, Brassicaceae. Gene Ontology annotation, biological process: signal transduction; protein phosphorylation.
UCAUCCCAAUACUCCUCCACCCCUGGAUUAGGACCCCUGAACAUGAGUUGCGAGAAGAAUAGUCACAGCAUCAACAUCAUCUGCUCGGAGACGGUACGGUACUCCUUCGUCAGCCACCUCUCCGGCGCUUUACGCCGCCAAGGCAUCUCUGUGUUUGUGUUUGCGGGUACAGAUGAGCUGGAAUCUUAUUCCUUCCCCGAUGAUCAGAAUCAGGAAGCUAGGGUUUCGGUGGUGGUUUUCUCCGAGAGCUACGCGUCUUCUGGUCGUUGGUUUGCUAAGCAGCUCGAGCUUCAUAAGAAGAAUGGCUACGUAAUUGUUCCAGUGUUCUACGGCGUUGACCCAUCGGUUGUGAACCGAGAUCUCGAAUUUCUGGGAACAAUGAAGAGAGACGGAAACUUAACACGCCAUCCAUCAAGCGACUCGGAGCUUGUGGAAGAGACCGUGAGGAAUGUUUUUGCGAAGCUCUCUCCUACAGAACGAAUUGGAAUAUACUCGAGGCUACUGGAGAUUGAAAACCUGCUUUGCGAGCAACCUUGGGACAUCCGAAGCUUAGGAAUCUGGGGCAUGCCUGGCAUAGGGAAGACGACACUUGCUAAAGCACUAUUUGAGCAGAUUCACUGUGACUACGACGCUUCUUGCUUUAUCGAGAACUUUGAUGAAGCUCUUUAUAAGGCGGGACCUCAACGUUUACUGGAAGAGCAAAUUUUCAAGGUUGUGAUGGAAAAGUUUGGAGUGAGCAGUUCUUACAUUACAAGACUGAGCCUCCUUAAGGACAAGCUUUGCGAUACAAGGAUUCUUCUUGUUCUUGAUGAUGUGCGUAAUCCUCUAGUUGCAGAGUCUUUCCUUGCAAGGCUUGAUUGGUUUGGUCCCGGAAGUCUGAUCAUCGUAACCUCCAGAUAUAAACAAGUGUUUGCCCAUUGUCAGGUAAAUGACAUAUAUAGGGUUCAGGGUUUAAACGAGCAGGAGGCUCUGCAGCUAUUCUCCCAAACUGUCUUUGAAAAAGAUGUGCCAGAGCAGAAUGACCGGGAACUAUCAUUGAAGGUGAUUGACUACGCUAAUGGAAACCCAUUGGCUCUCAGUAUAUAUGGCCAAGAGCUGAAGGGGAAGAAGUCAGAAAUGGAGGCUACAUUCCUCGAGCUCAAGCAAUGCCCUCCACAAAAGAUUCAGGAUGGGCUAAGGAGUGUUUAUAGUGCGCUUAGUGACAACGAGAAGCACAUCUUCUUGUACAUUGCUUGUUUCUUCAAAGGAGAGAAUGUCGACUAUGUGGCGCAGCUGCUUAAAGGGUGUGGUUACUUUCCUCGUGCUGGAAUAGAUAUUCUUGUGGAGAAGUGUCUGGUGAAUAUUUCAGAAAACACAUUGCAGAUGAAUGACCUGAUCCAAGACAUAUUCAGAGAAAUCAUUGUUGUAGAUAGAAUACAAAUGAAGAAGUGCGCCACUAUGUGGCAACCUUCCAGCAUUAGAUAUCUACUAGAAGAUGAUGAACUCAAAGGAGAUGACCAACUGAAAGAAACUCCUAAAUGUGUUAUGGUCGCUGAAGACAUCAAAGGCAUAUGUUUGGACGCAUCAAACAUGAUAUUUGAUGUCAAACCUGAUGCCUUCAAGACUAUGGUCAGUCUAAGGUUCCUGAAGAUAUACAAUUCCCAGUCUGAAAACAUUCAUGGACACAAAUUUCCCAAGGGGCUCAGUUCUCUGCCUAGUAAUCUAAGGCUCCUUCACUGGGAGGAAUAUCCCUUCAAAUCCUUGCCUCAAGCUUUUGACCCACGGGAACUUGUCGAACUCAGUAUGUCUUACAGUCAGAUUAAGAAACUCAGGGCAAGAACCAAGAACCUCAAGAUGUUGAAAAGGAUCAGGCUUUGUCAUUCCCAGCAGCUAGUUGAAUUUGAUAUACUUUUAGAUGCUAUAAAUAUCGAGCUAAUUGAUCUCCAAGGUUGCACAAGAUUGCAAAGUUUCCCAGACACCAGUGAAUUACAACAUCUCAAAGUUGUAAAUCUCUCAGGUUGCACAGAAAUCAAAAGUUUCCAAGGGGCUCCACCAAAUAUUGAGGAACUACAUCUCCAAGGAACCAGUAUAAGAGAAAUGCCAAUUUCCAUGGUGACCCACUACCCCCAGAAAGUUAAGCUGAACCGCCAAAAGUUUUUAAAUCUUUUAGAAAACUUCCAGGAUGUUGAGCAUAUGGACUUGGAGAGUGUAACAGAGCUGGUUAAAGUAAGCUCAUAUAAUCAAGGUUUUGGCAAGCUUGUACACUUGAACAUGAAAGAUUGUUGUCAUUUGCAAAGUCUUCCUGACAUGGUCAGUCUAGAAUCUCUCCAACUUCUUCUUGUGUCUGGCUGCUCAGAGCUUGAGGAAAUUAAGGGUUUCCCUAGAAACAUGAAAAAGCUAUAUCUUGGUGGAACCGCCCUACGAGAAGUGCCACAGCUUCCCCAAAGUCUAGAAUUCUUGAAUGCUCAUAAUUGCUUGUAUCUGAAGUCGAUUCGUUUGGACUUCGAGAAGUUUCCUAGGCACUACAUCUUCAGUAAUUGUUUUAACUUUCCUCCACAAGCUAUCACUGAGUUCCUAGAGAAAGAUCUUACAAUAGUAUCAAACAUAGCCGGAGCAAAAAAACAGCAUUUGUUUGAACAGGAACACAUCAAAGCAUCUGAAGUCACCAUUUGUAUUCCUUUAGAUGCAUGUCAAACAUCUCACUUUCUCUUGCAAGCAGGCCCAAUUGUAACGAUAGAUUUAGCUCCUUGGACGGGGAAACCUAUCUCUGGCUUUACUAUGACUGUUGUGGUAUCAUUUCAGGAUGAUUACCACAAUACUGUAGGUCUUGGGAUUAGGUGCAUAUGCACAUGGAAGGCCAAGAGUGGCUACUCGAAAAUAACACAGAGGAUAUUUCAGUGUUGGACUCCGACGGAAGCUCCAAAAGUUGAUUUGGAUCACAUAUUUAUCUUCUAUGAUACCGAAAUGCAUCCUAGUGGUGAAAAACACCCCAAUUUGUGGGAUGAAGAAGUUAAAUUUGAAUUCCACACAGUGAGUUGGGAAAAAAAGCUUUUAGGUGCUAAUUGCCAGGUCACCUUUUGUGGUGGCAGGAUAAUUACGGCUCCAAUACCUACUGAAAUCACAACAGAAAGUGACGAUGAUUCAUGGGUUCUUGUAGAGGGUCCUCCAACAGUGCUAGAGGCAAAGAGCCCAACUCCACUUUCAUCCAACGAGCCAUUGUUUUGGCUUGAGCGUGCUGUUGGCUGGGGCCAUAAGUUUAGACUGAGAGAUCUUGAAAUGGCAACUAAUGGAUUCUCAAACGAAAAUUUUAUUGGUGAAGGCGAUUGCGGGGUUGUUUACAGAGGAGAGUUUUUAGACAGUACUCCUAUUGCAGUUAAAAGGAUUAUAAAAAAAUUGGACCAAGGAGGAGAGGAAGAAUUUAUCUGUAAAGUUAAUGCAGUCGGUCGUUUGUGUCACAAGAACAUAGUCCGUCUUCUUGGAUAUUGCAUUGAAGGCACAUACAGAAUAUUGGUUUACGAGUAUGUGAGCAACGGAAACUUGGAAAAUUGGCUUCACGGAGAAAAAAAACAACAUGGAUAUUUAACUUGGGAAGCAAGGAUGAAGAUUCUCAUCGGUACAUCAAAAGCUCUUGCAUUUAUACAUGAAGCAAACGAAUUUCACAGAGACAUCAAGCCAAGCAACAUACUGAUCAACGACGAAUUCGAAGCAAAAGUUUCAUAUUUAGGACUUGACACGUCAGAAACACGAGCGAUGGGAACAUUAGGAUACGCUGCUCCAGGAUUUUUAAGCACAGGGAUAUUCUAUGAAAAAGACGAUGUAUAUAGUUUCGGUGUUGUGCUCUUAGAAGCAAUCACAGGACGUCCUGCUCGUGAGGUAAAGCUAGUGGAGUGGUCGAAGAUGAUGGUUAGAAAAAGGCGAUCAAAAGAAGUACUUGAUCCAAAGAUAGAGGUUAGGCCGCCUGCGCGAGCACUGAAACGAGUUCUUUUGUUAGGUCUACGUUGUGUUGAUCCAGAUAUAGUCAAGCGGCCAAAAAUGAGUGAAGUUUUGUUUUAUAUGCUUGAGUCUGAGGAAUAUCCCACUCCCAUUCGAGGAGAAACAACAGGUUGUUGGAACUCGUUUUGCAUAAACCGGUGAUACACUAAUCAAUCUUUUGUUACAGCCAAGUUAACUGUCUUCUUGUAAUAUGUUUAGAUUUAAUUCCAAAUGCCAGUUCGCACUUUA